AUGAAGAAGAACACCUUCAGCCUGGACAAGCUGUGGAAGGGCCAAGAGGAGACCCAUCAGCUGCUAAUCAACCUGAUCACCAAGGUCAAUUUGCAGCACAGCAUGGAGCAGGACAACGUCACCAACCUGGUGCAAGUCGAAGUCGCCUGUGUCUACUUUGACAUUGUGAAGGUCAAGCAAGGCGAUGGCAACAAGCUCCAACUUGAAUUCAUCAAGUGGGUUGAGGAGAAGGAAAAAGUGAAGCUAUUGGCCAGUGUGAAGAAUUGGAUCAGCAAGAGCUUUGUUCCAGUGCCAGUCACCAAGUCACUGAAGUUGCUGCUCACACAUGCAUUUGAAAAGCUGAAGCCAGCAAAGAAGCCAGCUGAGUUCAAGGUGAAAGUUGCAGUUGAUAAACAAUUCAGGGAUACACUCAUUCAAACAGCCUUCAGAAUGGUGAAUGAGUGGGUGUUUGAGGACCCCUUGCGUCCUCCCACUGAGCCUGGCCAUUCGAAGUGA
Messenger RNA from Acanthamoeba castellanii str. Neff, 495 nucleotides. RefSeq lists its product as uncharacterized. Lineage: Eukaryota; Discosea; Longamoebia; Acanthamoebidae. The coding region runs from base 1 to 495 and encodes 164 amino acids. The record is from RefSeq and is a predicted model, not a curated record. The transcript is spliced from 4 exons.